Messenger RNA from Necator americanus (New World hookworm), 339 nucleotides. RefSeq lists its product as uncharacterized. The transcript has 2 exons. The record is from RefSeq and is a predicted model, not a curated record. NCBI's taxonomy places the organism in Eukaryota, Metazoa, Nematoda, Chromadorea, Rhabditida, Ancylostomatidae. Bases 1 to 339 code for a protein of 112 amino acids.
AUGUUCCAAGUGUUCGAUCAUAACAUUAGCUCGGAAACAGAAAUUCUGGAAGCAGUUGCCCGUGAAAAGAAAUCAAAAACCACGGCACCAGCUGACAACCAUAGCAUCAUGAUCAAAGACAUGGAUUACGAUCUUGCGAACCUUUCAAUAUUCGUGAAUGGAACAGAAGCAACGGCAAGCUGUCUCGAGAAUGACCUUACACUGACGCUAGAUUGCCAGAAUAGACAAGUUGAUACGGCGGCAACAAUUUGGGCAGAAUGGACACAUCUGAAAGGAGAUCCGUCGCUCACCUUGGGAACACCAGGAGAUCAAGUUGUUAUCCAAAAUCGGAUACCUUGA